UCUCUCGCCGGGACUCGGGACUCCCGGGAAGUGACUGGUAGAGGAGGGGGCAAGCUAGCUGUCGCUCCUAAGUCGGAGACCCGGGCGUAAGGCGGUCUCUCAGGGCUGGGUGGGCUGGCGAGCCGACGCGGCGGCGGGGGCUGUGAGGAGUGUGGGGGGCCGGGGCCGGCGCAGAGGGACUAUGGCCCCGCAGAACCUGGGCACCUUCUGCCUGUUGCUGCUGUACCUCAUCGGGACCGUGAUCGCCGGGCGAGACUUCUAUAAGAUCUUGGGGGUGCCUCGCAGUGCCUCUAUAAAGGAUAUUAAAAAGGCCUACAGGAAACUAGCCCUGCAGCUUCAUCCUGACCGGAAUCCUGAUGAUCCACGAGCACAGGAGAAAUUCCAGGAUCUGGGUGCUGCUUAUGAGGUUUUAUCGGAUAGUGAGAAACGGAAACAGUAUGAUACAUAUGGUGAAGAGGGCUUGAAAGAUGGGCAUCAGAGCUCCCAUGGAGACAUUUUCUCACACUUCUUUGGAGAUUUUGGUUUCAUGUUCGGAGGAACCCCUCGUCAGCAAGACAGAAAUAUUCCAAGAGGAAGUGAUAUUAUUGUAGAUCUAGAAGUCACUUUGGAAGAAGUGUAUGCAGGAAAUUUUGUAGAAGUGGUUAGAAACAAACCCGUGGCGAGGCAGGCCCCUGGCAAACGGAAGUGCAACUGCAGGCAGGAGAUGCGGACCACCCAGCUGGGCCCCGGGCGCUUCCAGAUGACCCAGGAGGUGGUCUGCGACGAGUGCCCGAAUGUCAAACUAGUGAAUGAAGAACGAACACUGGAGGUAGAAAUUGAACCUGGGGUGAGAGACGGCAUGGAGUACCCCUUUAUUGGAGAAGGUGAGCCUCAUGUGGAUGGAGAGCCAGGAGACCUGCGGUUCCGAAUCAAAGUUGUCAAGCACUCAAUAUUUGAAAGGCGAGGAGAUGACUUAUACACAAAUGUGACAAUCUCCCUCGUAGAGUCCCUGGUGGGCUUUGAUAUGGACAUUACUCACUUGGAUGGUCACAAGGUACAUAUUUCCCGCGAUAAGAUCACCAGACCCGGAGCCAAGCUAUGGAAGAAAGGGGAAGGGCUCCCCAACUUUGACAACAACAACAUCAAGGGCUCUUUGAUAAUCACUUUCGAUGUGGAUUUUCCAAAAGAACAGUUGUCAGAGGAAGCAAGAGAAGGUAUCAAACAGCUACUGAAACAAGGAUCAGUGCAGAAGGUUUACAAUGGACUGCAAGGAUAUUAAGAAUGAAUAAAAUUGGACUUUGUUUUAAAAUAAGCGAAUCAGCGAUAUUUAUUAUCUGCAGGGGUUUUUUGUGUGUGUGUAUUUUUGUUUUCAUUUUCAAUAUGCAAGUUCGGUUUAAUUUUUUUUCUUCUAAUGACCGUCAUGAAAUGUGUAAGCAGGCUUAAGAAUUUGUCCAUUUGUGUUGAGAAAAGAAUGACCAGCAAAAGGUUUAACAAUACCUCUCCCUUUGGGAUUUAUGUCUGGUGCUGCCGCCCGAGUUUCAAGAAUUAAAGCUGCAAGAGGACUCCAGAAGACACCGUACAAAGGGUUGGAGUUAACUGUUAGCUGUUUCAUUUGAAAUGCCAACUGGAGAAGUCUUUUUUUAAAUACAUUCUGUUGUUAAUUUUU
Bubalus bubalis (water buffalo) is the source of this 1645-nucleotide messenger RNA. It is a transcript of the gene DNAJB11, whose product is annotated as DnaJ heat shock protein family (Hsp40) member B11. The record is from RefSeq and is a predicted model, not a curated record. Gene Ontology annotation, biological process: protein maturation; protein folding. Lineage: Eukaryota; Metazoa; Chordata; Mammalia; Artiodactyla; Bovidae. Gene Ontology annotation, cellular component: endoplasmic reticulum. The transcript has 10 exons. Gene Ontology annotation, molecular function: misfolded protein binding. The coding region runs from base 182 to 1258 and encodes 358 amino acids.